AUGUAUCACCUGAGAAUUCCCGUGCUUCUAAUCAUCCCGCUUGUCCUGCUGCCGUGCGUGAUCACCGCCCCUAGCAACAGGUACUUCAGCCCCAUAUCAAGCGGGCAGGAAAGCGCACCCCCGGAGAGAGAAGACUGGCUACUGCCAGAAUUGGUCUCCAACCCUUUCCUCAGUCUCGUGGUCGCACGUCCCCAGAGAGGGCUCACAGCUGUCAACAGCCACCACAUAGAGAAGCGGAAAUGCAACACCGCCACCUGUGUGACCCAGCGACUGGCAGACUUCCUGGUUCGCUCUAGCAACACCAUUGGUACCGUUUACGCCCCCACUAAUGUGGGCUCCAGCACCUACGGAAAAAGAGAGCUGCUGCAGCCACCCAGCUACUUUCCUCUUUAG
This is a messenger RNA of Hypomesus transpacificus, 393 nucleotides long. Its product is annotated as islet amyloid polypeptide. Lineage: Eukaryota; Metazoa; Chordata; Actinopteri; Osmeriformes; Osmeridae. The transcript is spliced from 3 exons. Gene Ontology annotation, molecular function: hormone activity. Gene Ontology annotation, cellular component: extracellular region. The coding region runs from base 1 to 393 and encodes 130 amino acids. The record is from RefSeq and is a predicted model, not a curated record.